This is a messenger RNA of Periconia digitata, 495 nucleotides long. Lineage: Eukaryota; Fungi; Ascomycota; Dothideomycetes; Pleosporales; Periconiaceae. The record is from the annotation of a GenBank genome assembly.
AUGGCUUCAGAUCGCUAUGAGCGUAUUUUUUGCAGUGCAUUUCGUGGAGACAUUCCGAUAUCUGAUGCGAAAUCUCGCAAACAUCUUCUUCAAGCAUCAUACCAAAUUUUGACAAAUAUGCUUGCAGGUCACCGUUUUCAAAGUAUUCCGUGGCGAUGAAUACCUAGGUAUAUAGUCUUUGGACUCGUACCAUCCAUAACUUUGGAUGAAGAAUGGCCUAUGCUGUGGCUUUGUGACUCUCUCGCUCGCGUGACUGAGCAGAAACAGCUGACUUUCAUCUGAGAAUAUCUCGCGAUUGCCUCCAGCUCUCUGCUAUAAUCAACAUCCGGUGGUCUGAAAUUUCGAUCGUAUGGCGCGUUAUGCCAUUCGGGUACGUGUCUGGACCAAUACGACGCAGAUUUCGGCAACCCUGCCGAAUUUGAAGAUGAAGAAGGCAUCCAGGUUGUUGUAAGAUAUAUUGAACGGAUCAUUCGAAAACUUAAAGGCAUAUCUAUC